This is a messenger RNA of Periconia digitata, 3241 nucleotides long. NCBI's taxonomy places the organism in Eukaryota, Fungi, Ascomycota, Dothideomycetes, Pleosporales, Periconiaceae. The record is from the annotation of a GenBank genome assembly.
UCGAUUCAUUCAUUCCUCAGUUCGUUUCUCAAGCUACGGACUCUCGUACCCCUGACCGGCCAGCCAGCGUCUAACUGCACUGCACGGUACCUGUCCAAGUACCAACUAACCACGCGCCAGGGACGUCCAUCCCAUCACAGCUUGCCAUGCUCCCAUUGAUCGCAAUCUCCACCACCGCUUCCUUCCCCUCCCUCUCCUGAACAAACUUCAAUCCCACUCCUCAUCCAUCCCACCUACAAAAAAAACCAUGUCUGCACCUUGGUGACGCUGCGCCUUUCUUUGAUUCUUUUCUUUUUCUUCUCCGCAUCCUGCCCGCAUCCGCAUUCGGCCCAUCUACACUGCGCCUCCUCGCUGUCUCCACCACGCACGCGGCCCUGCCGCCUCGCCUAGCACCGUCUGACUGUGUCACUGUAAUCAAGCCCCCUCGUUGCCCGGCCUUUAAACAAUGGCCGCGAGCAAUGGAGGACUGCGCACCCAUUACCCAUACGGCGGGGACGCCCUGAGCCCUCGUCCGCUCUACGACAGCUUCCCUUCUCCCACCUCAAACUACCCGUCCCCCGGAAUAGGCCCCGGUGCUGUCUCGCCCAGUUUCUACCCUAUGGCCUACCAGAACAGCCCGCGCUUCGGCGGCAGCGUCUUCAUACCGCCUCCCGACGUCUUCGUUGACGGCCGCAAGGAAUUCGAUCAGGAGAAUGGCCCUUAUGCCGUCAAGCGACCCAUGUCCGAGAUCAACCGCGAUCCCGUCGCUAUGCACUUGCUCGUUGAGACCGCCAUGUCGGAUAGCCAGCGCUUCGAUGUCUUGACCGUGGAAGAGGUGGAAGCGCUGAAGCAGGAGCAGAAGGGCCUGGACACCCGCCUGGGGACCACAAGGAGGAAACUGGAAUCCGAGACCAAGAUUCGCGACGCCGCCCAAUCGCUCACGCGUCUGACGUCGAAGAAGGAUAAGGGACACGUCAGGGGAUUGAGCAGUCGCGGGAGUAAUGCUAAUAGGGAUACAUUGGCCAAGUCUGAGGAAGAGCUGGCCGCAAGCAAUAGGAAGGUCGCCGAUCUCACGCGAGAGGCGUUGGAAAUCGAGUCCCGCAUGCGCUACAUCGACACACAACUGUUAAUGCACACCUCUGCUGUAUUGCAGAUGACACAUCACGGCCCAAGGAGACGCAAAAAUCCGCAGAUACUCAACGAGAACGACCCGAGGCCAGACAGUCCCGCGAGCAUAUAUACAUACGAAAACGAACGGAGCGAUAAAGCUGGGGAUGAUGCGUUUGACGAGAGGAGUCUCUACCGUUCGCCCGAGAAUCUUGACUCCCUCAUGAACGCUCUUCAGAAGGGCACACAUCACCGCACAGAAUCCAUGGAACGCCAGAAUCAGACUUUGACCACCAUGAGCAAGCGGUUGGAAAACCUCAACGAGCGCAUCCGGGAACUUAUUGUCGAAGCGAAUCCUGAGCGGAAUCAACAGUACACACGGCCUCCGUCCAUGCCGAUAGGCGGAACAGUGGACGCUUCCUCUAUAUAUAGGCAAAUGGACUUCUUAGAUCAGGGAUUAAAGAGUGUAGCUACCGAGCAAGCUGAGAAAGGCGCGUCUUCAAACUCGGACCCUGAAGUGCAAGAGCGACUAGAAGGCAUCAACAAUCAGUUAUACGCCAUGCUCAGCAGAUCAGACGACCAGGUGCCUCCGCCCCCAACGGUCGGAGGCGUUCAGGAGCAAUUAGCCUACAUGGAGGAUUCCUUCUACAACAUCUCGCAAUUGCACUACUCGAUGAAUGAGCAUAUUGAGGAUCUGAGAAACAACCCGAGCGGCAACGACGAUGUGGAAAGGUACGAAACCAUGCUCAAGGGGCUUUGGCAGACAAUACAAACCGGCGAAGAAGACGCUCGAGAACGCAAGCGCGAACGUAGAAGACUACUUGCCGAGGAUCCAGACAAUACGGAGGAGCUGUCACCCGAUGAAGACUAUAAUGUCAAUGAACAAUACUCGCUGAUAGCUUUCGAUUCCAAGAUACGACUGUUAUUCCGCCGCGCCAGUUCACUCAAGGACAAGCAAGUCAUUCUUUUGCGCCAGAUCAAGCAGCAGCGCGAACUCAACAACAAAUCUGAUGCGCAAAGAGAAGACCAAGUCAACCGACUCAACGAGCAGGUCCUUACCGCCCGCUCUGAGAAAAAGACCAUGGAAGGCGAGCUCGAUCGAGCAAUGGGCCUCCUCCGCCAAGCCGACGAAAGCAAGAAAGAAGAAGUCACCCUCCGCAACGUCGAAGCCCGCAACACCACUCUCGAAACCGAACUCCGCACCACCCAAGAACGCGCAACGUCCCUCGAAUCGCAACUCGCCGCCGCCCAAGAAUCUGCCCGCGCUGAAGCAGAAGCCAUCCAAGCGGACCUCGCGCAAUCCGCUGCCAAAAUCGACGAAGCAACAUCCGCUCUGCACGCCGCAACCGCCGCCAAGAACGAAGCAGAAGCGCGCGCCACAUCCGUCUCCUCGACUCUCCAAGCGAAAGAAGAAGAACUCGAGACCCUCGAAUCCGAAGUCGUCCGCCUCACCACUGAACUCACCUUCGCCAAAGCCGAACUCGACGGCGCAUACGGCACCCGCGCCGAGCGCGCCGCGGCGUCAGGCGCCCCCGCCAAACAAGAACUCGAAGAGCUCCUCUCUAAAAACGAAGCUCUCGUCGCCGAAAUCUCGGCCCUCCAGAAGCUUUCUGAAGCAGCGUCCCAAUCCGAGCAAGAAGCCCGCGACAGCGAGCGCACGCUCAAAGCCGAACUCGCCGGCAUGGCGACAGACUACGAGACGCUUACGCGCGACGCGAUCCAGAACGAGCGCGAUCGCGAUGGCUUGGAGGCUGCGGUCGAUAAGCUGCGAGACGAGAAGGAGGCGUUGGAGAUGGAGCUCAGCGAUGAGCGCGUCAAGUGGCUCGGACUAAGAAGCCCCAGCGUUGCAGCGGGCGCGAAUGCGAAUGCCGCCCUCGCCAGUCCUAUUCCCCCGGAGAUGGGCGCUACCUCGAUCCGCAUGCUCAGGGAGGAUUUUAGGAAAAUGAUGCGGGAACGGACUGCCGAGGGGUUGAGGGCUUUGAGGACGGAACAAGAAGAACGCCGCAAACUCGAGGCCAUCGUUCGUCAACUCCGCAAGGACGCUGCUUCGUCCUCUUCUUCUACUAUCCCGGCUGCCAGGUCGAACCUUUCGGCUGUUACGCCUGCGCCUUCUUCCACCGCUAUUCCAUCGACACCGCCGUCGGUCAAGGCGUAG